Messenger RNA from Ambispora gerdemannii, 3771 nucleotides. The record is from the annotation of a GenBank genome assembly. Lineage: Eukaryota; Fungi; Glomeromycota; Glomeromycetes; Archaeosporales; Ambisporaceae.
AUGUCUGUAAUUAAAAAAUUAAAGCUUCAAGGUAUUCGCUCAUUUAGCCCGGACGCUUCCCAAGUUAUCGAGUUUCAAACACCACUCACUAUACUAGUCGGUCAUAAUGGUGCCGGGAAGACGACUAUAAUUGAGGCAUUGAGGUACGCUACGACUGGAAGUGUUCCGCCAAAAUCUCAAGGCGGUGGAUUCAUCUAUGAUCCAAAGUUAAAACACGAAACAACUGUGCUAGCUCAAGUUCAAUUCAGCUUUGAUGCUGUUGGAGGAGACGAAGUUAUUAUUUCACGUUCUCUACAAGGAAAACUAUCAGCUCAAAAAUGCUCGGUCAGCACUAUUGAAAGUUUCCUGCAAAUCACGAGUGCUAAAACUGGCAAUACUUCAAGUAUAACGGGUAAAUGUGCGGACAUGGAUGCUGAACUUCCUAUACAAUUGGGUGUCUCAAAAUCGAUUAUUGAUCACGUGGUCUUUUGCCAUCAAGAAGAAACUUUUUGGCCUUUUGCCGAACCAAGCGUUGUUAAAAAAUCAUUCGACGAUAUAUUCGCGGUGACGCGAUAUACCAAAGCUCUUUCUAAUAUAAAAGAUUUGAGAAAGAACCGAGCAAUCGAACUAAUUCUUGAAAACGAAAGGCUUGGUCGUUGUCUUGAUAACAAGAAUAGAGCGGAAACGAUUGAAAUUCAAAUUGAAGCAGCACAACGAGAAGCAAUUGAUCAUACCGAAAAAAUUGAUGAUUUUGAUAAUGAAGCUGGCAAUUUAGCCGGUCAAAUUGAUGGAUUAAUGGAAACAAUCAAAAAAAUCACUAUGCUUGAAUCGCGUCUCAACGAGAAAAAAAGCGAGAAAUCUUUUCUAGAGACUAGUAGAAACAGCCUGGCUGCUAAUUUCACCGAGCUUCAUGAAUCGGACACAGAUUUACAAAGGUUGCAUGAUGAAUAUAUGAAUAGAGUAGAUGCUAACGAUUCCAAUAAACGAGAAAUAUUAGUUUCAAAAGAUCAAGCAUCAAAUGAGUUGGAAUGUCUAAGAACAGCUUUAAACAAUAUUCUCACAAGACAAGGAAAUCUCCAAGCUCAAUAUGAUGCUUAUUUUAAAAGAAUGCAAGAGCGAGAACGUUUGAUUAAGAAUAUAUGUCAGAAACAUAAUAUUGAAAGAUUCUCCGAUACCACCACAUUUUCAAAUAAGGAUAUUGAAACUUUCACGGGCAUCCUUACGAAUUUAACCAACCAGCAAAAUAAUCUCUUGACAUCUAUGAAAGAGUCAUGUCGACAAAAAGUGCAAAAGGUAGAACUUGAUAUGAGGUCAAUGAAAGCGUCUCAAUCUGAUGUCAUGACCAUCGAACGACAAAUUAAAGAAUUGGAAGAAUCCCUCGAAAAAACAAAGAAUGCUUACGCGAAUGAUGAUGAUGUUAAAUUAAGUCAAUUGGCUAGCGAUUUAAGACAAGAUCAACUUAAAGCGUCUGACUUGGACGCUGAAAUUAGUAAUCUUACUCUUGAGGGAUCGACUCGGGCAAAGCUAGAGCUAAAGAAAAAUGAAAAAUCCAACAAAGAAUCAGCACUUCAAUCAAAAGUGCAAACGCAUCAAGCCGAUUUCGAAAAAUAUAUAAACAGAGAUUUUCGAUUAGACUCUAUUGAGACUGAUAUGGAUGUCAUAUUGCGCGAUAAGCAAGCAGAAGCUCAAAAGGCAUAUCAGCACUAUCAAAAUAUCACGAGCAAUUUAUCUUCCAUCGAAGUCCAAUUAAGAAACGCAGAGAAAAAAACUGAUCAGAAACGUCGACAAUACGAAACCCAAAUUAGUGAAAUUAACAAAGUGUGCAAUGGAGCAAAUUUACCAGAUCUAUUAGCAGAAUAUGAAAACGAGUUGGAUGAGCUACGCGAUUCAUUGGCUGAGACAAAAAGUGCUUCGUCUAUAUUUAAAAACUUCUUAGCGCAAGCGAAAAAAAGUCAUUCGUGUCCUGUAUGCAAACGGGGAUACACUGUCGAAGAUGAAUACGAGCAAUAUCUACGAAAGUUGGAACAUCUUUCGACGGCUAAAGCUCCGGCCAAAAUUUCCGAAUUUGAAAAUGAAAUCAAGGACCUUGAAUUUAAAAUUCAAAAAAUGCGCAAGCUAAAAUCAAAUUGGGAUGAUUUGAAUCGCUUAAAAACAGUUGAUAUACCAGAAUUGGAAAGUGAAAUUCAGGAAUUACAGAAUAACAAAAACAUAAAAGCAUCAAAGAGUGAAGAUGCUUCAAAUGAAGCUUCCGCUCUUGAAAAUGAAAAACAACGUAUCCAAGAGUUAUAUAUAAUUUCUGGUGAAAUUACUCGCUUGGCUAAAGAAAUCAAAUCAUUGAAUAAUGACAUCCAGGAUUUGGAGUUACAGUUAAGUUAUACCGGUUCUAUUAAGACUCUCGAGGAAUUGACUAGCGAACGUGAUGAUUUACGAGAUAAAAUAAACAAAAUCAACCGCGAUAUUCAGCAGUUGAGUACGCGUAAAGAUAUAAAACAACGGGAAAUUCGAAAUCGCGAGGACCGAUUACAUCAGUCACGUCGUGAAUUGCUAGAAGUACAACAUCAAUUGCAGCAGCGCAUAGCUUUAGAAAAAUCUAAAGAAGAAAUUAUGGCAGAGAUCAGACAACAAGAGCAUCUAAUUGCGGAAGCGGAUGCUCAAAUCAGUGCUACUCGUCCUUCAAUUACUCUUGCCAAAAACAAGUUGGAAGAAAAACACCAACUCAAUUUUGAACGUGAAAGUUCUAUGUUGAGAGAUCUUCAAGAAUUGAAGAAUUCAUUAAGUCAAUUCAAUGACCUUAAUCAAGAGAUUGAGCAAUAUACAAAGCAAGGAAAUGCUGACUUAUUAAGUCAAUCUAACGCGGAGAUUCAACGCUUGGAGUCAGAAAUAUCAACAAAAACCAAGGAGUUAGAAAAAUUGCAACAACAACUGCAACGCUUUGACAAAUUAGCUUCAGAAGUGGAAAAUACUAAAAGAAACAUAAAUGAUAAUAUCCGUUAUCGACAAAUACAAAAGAAUAUCGACGAAAUUGCUCAUGAAAUCGAUCAUUUGCAAGGAGAAAUUGGUCAGCAAACCGACGCUCGUUAUAGUCAACAAUUAUCCGAACUGCAGAAGAAGCACGAGAAAUUUACGAUGCAGAGAGCGACUCUAAUCGGAGAAUUAAGUCAAAUCCAAGAGCAAAUUCGAAAGCAAGAACUAGAACUUAAGCAAAAUUAUAAAAAUGCCAAAGAAGAAUAUCACAAACAAUUUAUAAAUGUAACGGUUGAAAAAAUGGGCAUUAAUGAUCUCGACACCUAUGCUAAAACGCUUGACAAUGCGAUUAUGAAAUUCCACGCAAAGAAAAUGGUUGAAAUUAACAAAAUUAUUGAUGAACUUUGGCGAAAUACGUAUCAAGGAAGUGAUAUUGAUCGUAUUGAGAUUCGUUCCGAAGAUGAUGGUAGUACACGUAAAGGAUCGUAUAAUUAUCGGGUGGUAAUGGUUAAGGGUUCUGUUGUACUUGACAUGAGAGGCAGAUGUAGUGCUGGACAAAAAGUGUUAGCUUCAAUAAUCAUCCGUUUGGCGUUAGCGGAAGCUUUUUGUGUAAAUUGCGGCGUUAUCGCUCUUGAUGAACCCACAACUAAUCUUGAUUUGGAUAACAUUCGAAGUCUUGCACUAAGUCUGGCCAGAAUAAUAAGAGAACGUCGAGCUCAAAAGAAUUUCCAGCUUAUUGUCAUUACGCAUGAUGAAGAGUUUGUACGGCUUAUUGGUCAAACUGAAUUCUGCGAUAAAUUUUAUCGGGUGUCCAAAGAUCCAGAGUAA